Messenger RNA from Aspergillus affinis, 4149 nucleotides. RefSeq lists its product as uncharacterized. Gene Ontology annotation, biological process: regulation of DNA-templated transcription; carbohydrate transport; DNA-templated transcription. The transcript is spliced from 14 exons. Lineage: Eukaryota; Fungi; Ascomycota; Eurotiomycetes; Eurotiales; Aspergillaceae. Gene Ontology annotation, molecular function: DNA-binding transcription factor activity, RNA polymerase II-specific; DNA binding; carbohydrate:proton symporter activity. The record is from RefSeq and is a predicted model, not a curated record. Bases 1 to 4149 code for a protein of 1382 amino acids. Gene Ontology annotation, cellular component: membrane.
AUGCGAGCUCGGGAUACUGUCCAAGUGGGCCCUCUGGCGAUUCUGAGGAGAACUGUUCAGCGUCCAGAGGAUGACCCCGCUGCAUUGAUCCUGGAGUCCUGGUCCCAGGGUCUCAUGACGGGCUCACUGCUCAUCAUGGCGGCACUUACAUAUGCGAACAUGCGGCCGGGCGUCUUACUACACAAACUAAUCCUCUUGGAGUUGAUCUUGGCCACUGCUCAUGGAACCUUUAUAUUCGCUCCAGACCCGGUAUAUGGAUGGUACCUGGCCUCAACCGCAAUCGGCUUAAUUAUAUCAUGGUCCUUGCACAAUGUGAUUGCAUGGAUUAAGAAUAGGCCUUUCAUGAGCCGUCGAAUAUCUCUCUUCUAUAUCGGCACGAUUGUCCUAGCCCAGCCCUACUGGGCAGCCGAGAUAUACGCCAACUUCGCCUACUUUAACAAUAUCAGUCCUGUUGUGUACGAAAAGAUCCGUCCAUGGGAGCCACUGUUUCGCGACCCCUGGUGGAUUUACACCACAUGUAAUCUUUUUUGGGUGGUAAAGAUGCAUUACAACCUCGAAAUCAUUGAGCUGGUGCGCGAAUGUCCUCGCUUCGGCCUCAUGUUGGGCUCAAUGUGCCUCUCUAUCCUUUUCAGUGUCGCCGACGUCCUCAGCGUGACUGGCGUUCUCAGCACUGCAAUGCCCACCGGAAUUAAUCCUUUCUGGAAGUGCCUCUGUGACACUAUCAUUCUGGACGACUUCAAGACCGCACUUGACAAGCUCAGUACUAGAUGGCUCGCGCAAAAUGGAAUGCACGCCAUAGGGCGUCCAUAUCAAGAAGCACAGCCCUCCGGCAUCAAGUUGACAAUGGAUAUCGGUCAUGACGGCCGGAGACGGCGCAAUGCACUGGCGUGCAACACAUGUCGAGCACGACGUACGAAAUGCGGCGGACAGCGACCCAAGUGCUCCUUCUGCGUUGAGCGCAGCAAGGACUGCUGCUAUCAGGAGCUUCCAGACCUUGCACUCUCCCCUCAGGACUUGGAGCUCUCGAGGAUAUGGGAGCAUGUUGAGCGCAUUUAUACAGAGGUACAGGGCCGGUUUCCGCAAACUUCUCCCUCGCCCAAAGCGCAGCGGUUAUCCUGUUCCUCAACCGACCGUGAUGGGCCUGUCGGGUUUCCGAUCAUGGUACUCCAAAACACAGCGUUCAUGAGCCUGCUUGGUUUAGACCAACACCUCACUGUGUCUCUAGAGAGUCAGGAACGUGCAAGACUAGGAAUAUCACAGCCACUCUGCCUCCCCACUGUGACGAUCGAUCUCCAUCACGCGUCACUCCUGCUUAGCGCAUUUACGGAGCACGUUCACAUUUGGUACCCAAUUUUGCAUGCCGACUACACCGAAGAUUUUGUCCAUGCGGUAACUUCCGAUUUCCCGCCGUCGGUGGGGUCCGGCAUCACUCUUCUAAUUUUAGCGAUGGGAUGUGUGGUGGGGUGCGCAACCAUGAUAGACGCCGUGCAGAGACGGCCGGAGAUGACGUACAUCCAAGCGGCUAUGGCGAUGCUUCCAUCGAUCUUUGCAGACAGUACUCCGCGCAGCGCGCAGUGUCUGCUCCUGUUUGGUAUAUACCACCUUUGCUGUGCGCGACCUUAUCAGGCACACGACUACGUGGUUAUGGCAUCUAAAAGAUUACAGAACUAUUUGAUUAAUGAGUACGGCGCUGCUGAUGAUACUACAGAUGUAUCAAUUUUCCAGAACUGCUUCUGGUCCGCCCUGAUGAUUGAAAGUGAAAUUCGGGUUCAACUAGACCUCGUUGACAGUGGAAUCUGCAGCGUAGCUUCAUACGCGCCAGUCCUAGCAAGCUCAAUGACCUGGGUCGGGCACCAACCACGGCCUUCCGAGUCUCCUGAUUGUACGCAUGAUACAAGCCACAGUGAUAGCGACCUGGCCUACUUUGUGGCGGAGAUCGCUAUGCGCAAAAUGCUCCCGCUAUGCACCUAUUCGAUCAGCACUCCGUCCCCGGGUAUCCACAUCUACGCGCCUAUUGUCGCCGCUGAGCUGGAGCGACAAUUAGAUGAGUGGCUGCAGAUGCUCCCCGAGCCGCUGUCAUUCCGCUCCUCCUGUUCAUGCAUCGGCAGCUCAUGGUGGGACUCAACACGGGCCGAGUUUCUGCGAACGCAGUACUACGCAUUCAAGGCGUCGAUUUAUUGGCCUGCGGUCUAUGAAGCACUCAGUACAGGAGCGGCCAACGACAUCCUCCGUUUCCCCUGCAAAAGUUUCUUUACAAGUUAUGCUGAGUUCGCGACCAGUGCCGCCGCCGUCGUCACAGUUUGCAAACCUAAUGCCUGGACGUUGUAUGCGAGCAUGUUUACCAUUUCGAUGGCGACUCUUGCUGUGCUAGCAGAGCCGUGUCUCUCUGAAUUCACAGCUCUGGCCGGCGUUUCCGAAGGCCUAACCUUGGUUGUUGAGAUCCUGGCAGCGGUGGCGGACCCCAAGCGCUCUCGUCUCGACGCCUGGGGUAUAUCAACCAGUAAUUCGAAACGUGUCGCCCACUCCUCAACUGUCCACUGUGCCCUUAUAUCGCUCUUGAUCAUGGGAUUCCUCUUCCAUCAGCCUGAGGGCACCGCAGGCCAGGCCUGGCCUGCCAUCGUCAUCAGUGGCUUCGUUGCAUUCGGGGGGAUUCUCUUCGGCUAUGAUACCGGGACCAUCAGUGGCAUCCUCGCCAUGCCAUACUGGGCUCGCACGUUCUCAACAGGCUUCCGAGACAGCACCGGCCAGCUCAGCGUGACGUCCAGCCAGUCCUCGGCCAUUGUCUCCAUUCUCUCGGCGGGCACCUUCUUCGGAGCCCUUGGUGCCGCUCCCAUGGGUGACCUGAUCGGUCGCCGCAUGGGGUUGGUCGCGUCCAACGCUGUAUUUGUCUUGGGGGUGAUCCUGCAGACCAUCGCCACUGACAUUCCGCCCUUUCUCGCCGGCCGGUUCUUUGCCGGCCUCGGGGUGGGCUUGAUCUCGGCGCUGGUUCCUCUGUACCAGUCCGAGACCGCGCCCAAAUGGAUCCGAGGCUUCAUCGUGGGCUCGUACCAGUUCGCCAUCACAAUCGGCCUCCUCCUCGCAUCGGUCGUCAACAACGCAACCCACCACAUUGACAACACCAGCUCCUACCGCAUCCCCAUCGCCGUCCAGUUCGCCUGGUCCAUCGUCCUAGUCGUGGGCAUGGUCAUCCUCCCCGAAACCCCCCGCUACCUUGUCAAGCGGGACAACCUCAAAGCCGCAGCGCGCAGCCUCUCGCGACUCCGUCGCCUCCCCGAAGACCACGAAGCCGUCCGGCAGGAGCUCGCCGAGAUCCAGGCAAACCACCAGUACGAGAUUAGCCUGGGCAACUCCGGGUACAUUGAUUGCUUCCGCGGCAAUUUGCGGAAGCGCCUCGCUACGGGGUGCCUCCUGCAGGGCCUUCAGCAGCUCACCGGGAUCAAUUUCAUCAUUUACUACGGGACGCAGUUCUUCAAAAACUCCGGCGUGCAGAAUGAGUUCAUCAUCACGUUGAUCAUCAACUGUGUCAAUGUGGGCUCGACAAUCCCGGGCCUCUACGCAAUUGACAAAUGGGGGCGGCGCCCUGUGCUGCUCCUCGGCGCCGUCGGGAUGGCGGUCUCGCAGUUGAUUGUUGCGGUUCUGGGGACUACCACCGUGGGUCAGGACAGUCGGGGUACCAUCAUCGUGCACGAUGCUGCGGCUCAGAAGGCCGCCAUUGCGUUCAUCUGCAUUUUUAUCUUCUUUUUCGCGGCCUCGUGGGGCCCGGUCGCCUGGGUCGUCACCGGCGAGAUCUUCCCCCUCAGGACUCGCGCAAAGUCCCUCUCCAUGACCACUGCUACAAAUUGGCUGCUGAACUGGGCGCUGGGCUUCGCAACCCCGUACCUAGUCAACUACGGCGACGGCAACGCGAACCUGCAGUCCAAGAUCUUCUUCAUCUGGUUUGGGUGUUGCUUUCUCUGCAUUGGCUUUGUGUACUUCAUGAUCUAUGAGACGAAGGGGCUGACCCUGGAAGAGGUCGAUGAGCUGUAUAACGAGGUGUCGAGUGCGCAUGCCAGUGUGGGUUGGAAGCCGAGCAUUACCUUUGUUGAGAUGAGGGGGAAAGCUGAGGAUCAGGAGUCCAAGGAGGGUACUAGGGAGCAUCAUGAGUGUUGA